UUUUCUUCUUUGGUUACUAUGAAGUUGGUUGAAAGCUUUAGUGACAUCCUCAAAGAAACACGAUACGACACCAUAGCAUGUGAUAUUUAUGGUGUUAUUCAUGAUGGCAUUAAAGCCUAUCCUCACUCCAAGUCAGCCUUGACAUCACUUAAACACAAUGGCGAACAUGUUGUAUUACUAUCCAACUCAACACGCUUACAAGACAGACUUGUGUCCAACAUGCAAUCAAACUUUGAUAUCAGCAGUACUUCAUUUGAUAAGAUCUUAUCUAGCGGUACACUCACAAAAAUCUUUUUACGAGACAUGGCCGAGUGUCUGGAAAUAGGUCAAGUGAAACAACCUGGUUGUCAUGCUACUGCUCGAAAACAAGGUCAAAGCACACGCAUGGAACCUGAUGUAUUUGCACGCACCUACUUGAAGACAGGCAAAUUCUUUUUGGCGGGUGACACAGAGUGGCAAGAACCUCUGUAUUUAUCAUUAGCACCCACGCUUACUCGAGUAUAUGAUUGGGAAGAGAUUGAAUUUGUCUUGUUGGGAUCUAUUCAUGGUGUUGAUCCAGUAAAUAAACCAGUCGAUCCUUUUAAUGAAACACAAGUUCGACAGGAUUACCAGCCAUUCUUGGAGGCAUGUCUCGAAAGAAAUGUGCCUAUUAUCUGUGCUAAUCCGGAUAUAUUUGCACCUAAUGGCAAACAUGAAGAUGGAUCUACUAAAUUCCUUAUUUGCCCAGGAUAUGUGGGCCAAAUGUAUGAGGAAAUGGGUGGACAAGUACUUUAUUUCGGUAAACCAUUCAAGAGUAUUUAUGACUACUUAGUCCAGAAAAUAGCAGCAUCUUCUGAUGAUUCAUCAUCCCGUCGAAUAAUUUGUGUUGGGGACAAUGUAGCAACUGAUGUCAAAGGAGCAACCGAAGCGGGUUUAGACGUUGUCAUGGUGAUGGGCGGAGUUCAUUGGGAAGAAUUAAAGCAGGCCAAAGACGAUCAACAACGAAUGAUCAUAGUAGAAGAAUUGUGUCGAGUUAAUGAUUGCAAGACACCUACUUAUCUUAUGCCAUUGCUCAAGUAUUAACGUAUUUUAUUGAAUGGCCCAAGAAUAAUAGAUACAAAAAAAAACCUCCUAUAGAUUGAAUAAAAUGGAAAUGCUGGGAUAAAAAAACAAAACAAAAACAAAGAUGGG
Messenger RNA from Gilbertella persicaria, 1170 nucleotides. Its product is annotated as HAD-like domain-containing protein. The record is from RefSeq and is a predicted model, not a curated record. Bases 19 to 1062 code for a protein of 347 amino acids. The transcript has a single exon. Gene Ontology annotation, molecular function: phosphatase activity. Lineage: Eukaryota; Fungi; Mucoromycota; Mucoromycetes; Mucorales; Choanephoraceae.